Bicyclus anynana (squinting bush brown) is the source of this 924-nucleotide messenger RNA. Its product is annotated as pancreatic triacylglycerol lipase-like. Gene Ontology annotation, molecular function: lipase activity. NCBI's taxonomy places the organism in Eukaryota, Metazoa, Arthropoda, Insecta, Lepidoptera, Nymphalidae. Gene Ontology annotation, biological process: lipid metabolic process. The record is from RefSeq and is a predicted model, not a curated record. Bases 31 to 924 code for a protein of 297 amino acids. The transcript has 5 exons.
GUCGAUGGCAAGUACCCGCAGUUUAUAGAGAUGCCCGAUGGCGAGGGCAACAUGCAUACCGUGGAUUUGCUGCAACCUGUAGACGAAGAGUUGUUGAGGGAUAUUGCACUUAACCCAGCUAAUAACCAAUAUCUACUCUUCACAAGACGCAAUAGAAGAUCUUCUCAGUCACUGGUUAUGAACAAUGCUAACAGCAUACGCAAUUCGAACUUCAACGCUAACCACCCCACCGUGGUGGUAGUUCACGGCUGGCUCAGCAAUCAACGUACUGACAUUAACCCGACAAUCAGAGAUGCAUACCUCAAUAAAGGCGAGGCCAAUGUGAUUGUCAUGUGCUGGAGGAGACUCGCUCUCUCCUACUACCCGACAGCAGUCCGUGGUGUACCAGACGUGGGCCGUGGUCUUGGACAGUUCCUGAACUUCCUCCACACUGUUACUGGACAAGGGUUCAAUAGGAUGCAUCUAGUGGGCUUCAGUUUGGGUGCUCAUGUGGUUGGCAACGCUGGUAGGGAGCUGCGUGGAAGAGUAGCUCGUGUCACAGGCUUGGACCCUGCUGGUCCUCUAUGGCAGUACAACACAAACCGUCUUCGUGGUUCCGAUGGUGGUUACGUAGAGGCUAUUCACACUGACGGAGGCAUCGCUGGUCUUGGAAUCGGAUCAGCCAUUGCCAACGCUGACUUUUUCCCCAACGGUGGCAACUCACAACCUGGUUGCUACACUAGUCUGUGCAACCAUAACAGAGCGUGGGAGUUCUUUGCUUCGACCGUAACCCGCAACCAUCUUGUAGCCAGACAGUGCUCUAACUCUGCCCAGGUUUCUUCUAACACAUGCCGUGGAAGCAACUUCAAUAUGGGCAACGACGAUUUAAAUAAGAGUGGAUCUGGUUUAUUCCGAGUCAACACAGGCAGAAGAUAUCCCUUUUAA